CAAACGCCACGCCAAGUUGGGCGACGCCCAUCAAGAGAUAGUCUAGCAGGACUGGGACUCAACAGCAAGACAAUAUGUCGAGGCCGGCAGCGCGCAAAGCCGCGCCCAAGGGGGAGUACAUUGAGACGGACUCGGGCAACAAAGUCUCGCGGCGCAGCGCCAUCACGGGAACCGCAAACAUCACGCUAGGCGGACGCACCGUCAUCAUGGCCGACGUGCAGCUGCGUGGCGAUCUGCAUCCUACGCGCAGUGCGCCCUCGCAGUCGGGCAAGGACGUGACGCCCACGAGCAUCAGCAUCGGCCGCUGCACCGUCAUCAGCCAGGGCAGCGUGAUUAAGCCGCCCAGCAGAAUUAGUAGGGGGCAGGUGCAUUAUUACCCCAUGAAGAUUGGCGACAAUGUGUUUGUUGGCCAAAACUCAACUAUCCAGGCCAUCUCCAUCUCCUCGCAUGUUCACAUUGGCCAGCACUGCACCAUCGGGCCCUUUGCUAUUAUCAAGGAAAACGUCAAGAUCCUGCCGCACACCGUCGUCCCAGCCAACAUGGUCAUUGCCUCUGGAUCUGUCAUUGGCGGCCGCCCUGCCAGAGUCGUCGGCGAUGUAGGCGAGGGAUGGGGUGUUAGCGGCGGAGGAGGUGGUGGUCUUGGUGUGGGAGGCGGCGGCGAGGAGAAGUGGGUUGAGGGCGGCGAUUUGAGGGAACUCGUUAGGAGUAUACGGUAGCGUAGUAGUGCAGUACGAAAGCAAUGGACGUUUGUGAGGUUGCAACAACGGAAGAGAAAGAAGUU
Molecule: messenger RNA, 781 nt
Organism: Exserohilum turcica Et28A
Lineage: Eukaryota; Fungi; Ascomycota; Dothideomycetes; Pleosporales; Pleosporaceae
Exons: 3
Coding region: 75-716 (213 amino acids)
Source: RefSeq, a predicted model, not a curated record